AAAAAACGGCUUAACUUCAGUUCACAGGAAAAUAGAGCUUAUCAACUUCUACUAGAUCAUGCGAAGGUCAAUAUUUACUGUCACAUGACUGAUGACCUUGACAGCUGCGGGGGUGGUGGAUGGACGAUGGUAAUGAAAAUGGAUGGCUCAAAGGUAUCGUGCUUCUCGUCUCUAUUAAACUUGAGCCAAAUGUUUUACUUAAAAGGGAAAAUUCAACUAGUGACCUGUUGAGAAAAUGAGCUGUCAUCAAUAUGCGCUAAAUACCAUAUCUUAAUGUAUAUCAAGAUAAUUGGAAAUUGGCCACCGGCCGUAAGGAGUUUCAAGACUGACGUAAAACCGACAGACACUUUUCCCUUUACAAUCUUCCUUGCAAAGGGUGAUAUGACCAAAGUUUAUCCUCAAACAUUGGCUGCGUAAACUAAUCGUGAAAUUGCAAAUUCAUGAAUGAAUUCAGACGAAUUUUAUUCGAAACCAGUUAACCAUCCUAAAUCUUUAGCUUCAAUAUUCAUUCACCUGAAAGACUGACGCAAAAGGAGCCGGAAAACUAAAAAACAACAAUAAUAAUGACAACCUAGAGGCUCAAUGCCGAAGGCUUCAAAUUCACUUAAACUAGACAGAUCACUUUCCCCGCUCUUGCUGUAAAAACAUUUCGCAUUAUUCUAUCCGUUUUGGUUCUAAAAAUUAUCUGCAUAUGGAUUCAACCAUCAUUCAAUUAGUUUCAAAUUUUCCAUCUACAUAGCAAACCUUCGACUAUAAUUCGGAACUUUGGAUUAACACUGAUGACUUCAAUCCUCAAGGUGGGGAGACUGGGUUUGACUUAAAUGAGACCAAGCUACCGACUUACUGGAACACAUCGUUCUCUAAGAUCUGUCUUGGAAUGAAGCUCGGCGAUCUUUUAAGGUUCACUGUCAUCAAAAAGGAAGCCAGUUCUUUGUACUCACUGAUCGCUGACGGACAAUAUCGUGAAACAUCACUGGGUCGUGACACAUGGAAGUCGCUGAUUGGCACCGAGGCCUCUCUACAAUUAAAAUGCAACAAGGAAGGGUUCAAUGCUGUGGUUAAAGAUCAGCUUUCCAAAGCAAGAAUUGGUAUCAUUGCCAAUAACCAAAAUGAUUGCAAAUUCUGUGAUUCCAGAAUUGGCUUUGGCACAGGUGGCUCUCCUGACCACUCCAACACGUGUGGGAACACUGCAAAACACGCUGGGGAUAAUGGAGACAAACACAUCAAAGCCCUGGGCUACAUCUUGGUUCAGUGA
Molecule: messenger RNA, 1255 nt
Organism: Pocillopora meandrina
Lineage: Eukaryota; Metazoa; Cnidaria; Anthozoa; Scleractinia; Pocilloporidae
Source: the annotation of a GenBank genome assembly